Messenger RNA from Phodopus roborovskii (desert hamster), 2556 nucleotides. RefSeq names its product vomeronasal type-2 receptor 116-like. Gene Ontology annotation, biological process: G protein-coupled receptor signaling pathway. Gene Ontology annotation, cellular component: membrane. NCBI's taxonomy places the organism in Eukaryota, Metazoa, Chordata, Mammalia, Rodentia, Cricetidae. Gene Ontology annotation, molecular function: G protein-coupled receptor activity. The record is from RefSeq and is a predicted model, not a curated record.
AUGCUGGCAUCUUGGAUCAUUAUAUCCUGGUUUUUGCAGAUGCCAACUCUUACCUGUACAACUGUAACCAAUUCCUGCAUACAGAAAAAAAAAUACCAAUUUCACAAUAAUGGAUCUGUGGUCAUUGGUGCAUUUUUACCUAUUUAUAUUUUCUUCCCAGAAAGAAAAAAGGCAGAUUGGCUGAUGGAGCAAAACUACCAGCUUCUUUUGGCGAUAUUAUUUGCCAUUGAGGAAAUCAACAGGAACUCCCAUCUUUUACCAAACAUCUCUCUGGGGAUUGAGGUUUAUAGUCUCCCAUUUUCUGAAAUGAAUGUUCUAGAGAGCGUGUUUUAUUGGCUCACAGGUUUGAGCAUCUUCAGCCCUAAUUACUUCAGUGGGAUAGAGAGCAAAUCAGCAGCUUUACUUACAGGAAUAAGAUGGAAAACAUCUGAACUCAUUGGGACAGUGCAGCAUCUUUACAAAUUUCCUCAGCUUACUUUUGGGCCUUUUGAUCCCAGUCUGACUGAAGGAAGCCAGUUUCAAUCAGUGUAUCAAGUGGCUCCCAAGGACACAUUUCUGCCACAUGGCAUUGCUUCUUUGAUGCUUCAUUUCAGCUGGAACUGGGUGGGGCUGCUCAUCACAAGUGACCACAGAGGUGCUCAGAUUCUAUCAGACUUGAGAAGGGAGCUGGAUUGGAAUGGAGUCUGCAUCGCUUUUGUGGAAACAGUGUCAGUUAUGGGCGACUCAAUGUAUUCUGUUCCCUUUCAUACUGUGGCAUAUAUUCUGGAAUCAUCAGCAAACGUGAUUGUAACUUAUGGAGACAGUACUUCUGUAUUAACUAUAGUAGUAAACACUUGGGAAAAACUCAUAUCUAGGAAAGUUUGGGUCAUGAACUCACAAUGGGGUGGUAGCAGAUUGUAUGAAUAUACCAUGUCAGAUGCAUUCCAUGGAAGUCUCAUUUUUGCACCCCAUCAUGGGGAGAUUUUGGGUUUCACAAAAUUUAUGCAGGAAGUCACCCCUAUAAAGUAUCCAGAAGACAUUUAUCUUCAUAUAUUUUGGAACUUUUAUUUCAAUUGCUCACUUUUGCCUUCUAAUUAUCAAAUCUUUGAAAACUGCCUGCCCAAUGCCUCCUUGGAAUUGUUGCCAGGGAACAUUUUUGACAUGGCCAUGAGUGAAGAGAGUUACAAUGUGUACAAUGCUGUGUAUGCAGUGGCCCACAGUCUCCAUGAGAUGACUCUCAAUCAAUUACAAGUUUAAUCGGGAGCAAAUGAGGAUGGAACUAUCAUGUUCCCCUGGCAGCUUCACCCUUUUCUGAAGAAUAUUCAAGUGAAAAAUUCUGUUGGAGAUCUUGUGGUUUUGGACCAUAAAAGGAAGCCAGAUGGGGAGUAUGAUAUUAAAAACGUUUGGAAUUUCCCAACAGGCCUUUCACUGCAGGUGAAAGUGGGUACACUUUCUCCAAGAGCUCCACAGGGGCAACAAUUGUCAGUAUCUGGACACAUGAUUCAAUGCCUACAGUAUUCUCAGAGGUGGGCAUCUAUUCCUAAAUCUGUAUGCAGUGAGAGCUGCAGUCCUGGAUUCAGAAAAACCAUCAUAGAGGGAAUGCUUGCCUGUUGCUUUGGCUGCACUCCUUGCUCUGAGAAUGAGGUUUCCAAUGAGACAGGUAUGGAUCAGUGUGUGAAGUGUCCAGAAACUCAUUAUGCAAAUUCAGAGAGGAGGUACUGCCUCCCGAAAACUGUGACCUUUCUGACUUAUGAUGAUCCUGUGGGGAAGGCACUUAUAAUCAUGUCACUGGGAUUCUCUGCACUCACAGUUGUUGUUAUUGGGGUCUUUGUAAAGCACAGAGACACUCCAAUUGUCAGGGCCAAUAAUAGAUCUCUCAGUUACACCCUGCUCUUCACUCUCAUGCUCUGUUUCCUCUGCCCCUUGAACUUCAUUGGCAUUCCCAACACAGCAACCUAUGUCCUGCAGCAGAACUUAUUUGAACUUCUCUUUACGGUAGUUCUCUCUACUGUGUUGGCCAAAACAUUCAUUGUAGUUAUGGCAUUCUACAUUACUACUCCAGGGAGAACAAGGUGGCUAUUGAUAUCACAGGCCUCUAAUUUCAUCAUUCCAGUCUGCACUGUGUUGCAAGUACUUCUCUCUGGAAUAUGGCUGGGAAUAUCUCCUCCCUUUAUUGACAUGGAUGUUCAUUCUGAACAUGGACACAUCAUCAUUCUCUGCAACAAAGGUUCACCUUUUGCCUUCUACUGCAGUCUGGCAUACCUGGGAGUCAUGGCCUUUAGUAGCUACUUCAUGGCUUUCUUGUGCAGGAACCUGCCAGACACAUUUAAUGAAGCCAAGUUCCUGUCUUUUACCAUGCUUGUUUUCUGCAGUGUGUGGGUCAUUUUCCUCCCUGUGUACCACAGCACCAAGAGGAAGGUCAUGGUGUCGAUGGAGGUCUUCUCUAUCUUGACUUCCAGUGCAGGCAUUUUUUGCCUAAUCUUUGCCCCUAAGUGCUACAUUAUUUUGUUCAGGCCAGAGAGGAACUCAGUUCAUCACAUCAGGGACAAAAGAGAUGGUAGAAACAAAUGUACUUAA